This is a messenger RNA of Girardinichthys multiradiatus, 4889 nucleotides long. It is a transcript of the gene plpp5, whose product is annotated as phospholipid phosphatase 5. Gene Ontology annotation, biological process: phospholipid metabolic process. The record is from RefSeq and is a predicted model, not a curated record. Bases 206 to 1006 code for a protein of 266 amino acids. NCBI's taxonomy places the organism in Eukaryota, Metazoa, Chordata, Actinopteri, Cyprinodontiformes, Goodeidae. The transcript has 8 exons. Gene Ontology annotation, molecular function: phosphatidate phosphatase activity.
CGGACGUGUCAGAUUUAGCUGUUCGCUUCACUUGCAUCUCGCUUCUGUUUCUUCAAAUAUUUCCAGUACUGUCUGCAGAAAAAGAGGGAUGCAAUUGUUGGUUUUGUGUUACAUCAAGGAUGAGGAGAUAAACUCCGGCCUGUUUAAGUAAAAAAAGCAGAUAGACGAUGUUUGCUGUUGACUGAAGUCCACUUGAAGAACCAAAAUGAAGAGGAGGCUGCUGCGUGGGUUCCUGUCGGAAAUUUCCAUCCGGUUGGCUCUUCUGUUCGCAUUCCUUGUGACAGAGCAGCUCCCUCCUUUCUACCGGGAGAUCCAGGCCGAGGAGAUGUGGCUGUAUAAAUUCCAUCGUGUGGAAUCGGACCACGUACCGACCUCUCUCAUGUUUAGCGUGGCUGUUUUCACCCCCCUGAUUGUAAUCCUGGUUUUUAACCUGUUGAGAAAGUCAGAGCAUGGCGAUGUGAGAGAAGCCUCGCUGGCUGUGACUCUGACUCUGGUGCUCAAUGGAGUUUUCACCAACGUCAUCAAACUUGUUGUUGGCAGGCCGAGACCAGAUUUCUUCUAUCGCUGUUUCCCGGACGGUCAGAUUAACCUGGAGCUGCAUUGCAGCGGUGACCCAGAUGUUGUUAUAGAAGGAAGAAAAAGCUUUCCCAGCGGACAUUCCUCCUUUGCUUUUGCAGGUUUGGGUUUCACAGCGCUGUACAUCGCAGGGAAGCUGCGCUGCUUCAAUCCAGCAGGCCAAGGCAGAGCAUGGCGGCUAUGUGCCUUCCUCGCCCCUUUGCUCGUCGCAGCUGUAAUCGCCCUUUCCAGAACCUGCGACUACAAGCACCACUGGCAAGAUGUAUUAGUUGGGUCACUGCUGGGUCUCGCCUUCUCCUGGCUCUGCUACAGACAACACUUUCCUCCGCUUCAGGACUCGGACUCCCACAGACCAAUCUGUCACAGAGAGACUGUUCCGGCUGCACAGGAGCGCAAGUUGGCCAACUCCAACUUCCUCUUGCCUCUGUAGAGCAGCUGCACCCUGAAUGCUUUUCACAUUGGUGUCAUUUCAGCUGGCUAAUCAGGAGAUCUGUGGAAAACCAAUUGGAUCGGAAACUUCAUAAGUAUUUAUAUUUAUCAUUGGUUGUUAUAUCUGCGGUGUUUGACGUUUCUAUGAUUGUGAAUGAAUGAAUUACUACAUUAUCAAAAGUUCCAAUUUGGCAAACUAAUAAAAGUAUAACAUACUGGAAAUAUUAGUCUGAGGGUUCUUGGGACAUCGUGACUUCAGUUCCCACCUGGCCUGACUCUGUGCCUUUAGGUGACAGCAACUGAGCUAAUUUAACUACACAGCCACUGCAGUAAGUGGCUUUGGUUUAGCUGCAACGUUUUAAAUAAGUGGAGCUGUGGUGUCAGUGGAGAUAUGCAGAAACUAGACCACAUUUUUCUGCAUUAGUCUUUCUUCUUACUGUAUAGAAGAUUUUGGUUGAACCAGGAAGGUCUGUUUUAUAAAAAUGCAGACCUUUGAACCCACUUCAAUGGUCUUCUGACACCAAAGUUGUCUCAGCUGUAACAAAACUAAAUUACCAUCAGGAGCAGAGUCAUUAUGCUCUACCUAGAAUGUCCAGAUAUUUCCCGGCUCAUCAUUUUGGACCCAAGGCACAACCCUGAAACCUUGCAGGAUAUUGCCCACUUUUUGUGAAAGAAAUUCACCUUUGGGAUCAAAUUUGUUUGCUUUGGAGGACAGUGACAUGUUUUAAUUUGACCUGAAAGAAAAGAGGACGUUCGAGCUUAUAUAUUUUAUUUCAAAUCCUUUCUCUUUAAAAGGAAUAUAUCAUCAUUUUCCCUUUUUUUAUCUUUGUUCAGCCUUCUUGCUCUAAGACAAAAAAUUGCAAACUCUCUUUCUUGGAUUUCAAUUCUUUAGGUGAAGAGUUGUGUGGCGAUUUAGUCAGUGAGGAGAAGGCCAGGAGAAAUGCUACUUGAGGGACAGUAUUACUAGACCUACAAGGCAGCAUCAGCAUGCAAACCAUACCAUCGUCAUUUAGCUCAGACACAGAGAAAAGAACUACACUACUGCAGCUAAUUCUUGUUAAAGGAGAGUAUUUUCUUACCCGAUGAGCUGAAAGCUCAAUAAAAACACCCACAAUCACAAUGACGGUCUGGCUGUUGACUCCCCGUCUCAGCUCUGUGUCGUUUUUGUUGCACAAAUCCAAGAUUGCAACAAUUUUCUAACAGUUGAGUAGAAACUGUUCUAACAGAGAGACUGUUUUUCUGGUAGGGGAGGAAAAAUCCAUCUUCUCUACCUGUGCCUACUUCCCCAGGGCGCGCACAUGUUUCCUGCUUAGAUGAAUCCGCAAGGUGUUCAUUUUCUCCUAACUCUGUGUCGCUUUUGGGCAUUCGAACAUCCUGUCGACAUUUUGCCAUUUAAAAAGCUCCACAAUCCAUCAUCAGUCAUAGAUUUAGAUAAAUAAUGCAGGGCUGGGACUGUUUUUAGUCACAGAUUGAUUCAUUUAGUUUGAAGCUUUAGGACCACAGUUAAACACUCUGGCAUUUAGAGAUCCAACAUAUGAAGCUUUACACACAUAGGUAGGGGGUUUCUAAGUUCUUGAAUAAUUGAUAAUACAUUAAUAGUCACAGAGUUUCAUUAAUGCCCAAUGCCCUUUAUUUUAAAACUAAACGACAGCUUUGUCAGACAGCUUGUGUUUAUUGCUGCCUCUGUUUGAUUUGCUUCAGAUCUUUCUGUCUUCCUACAGUAUAUUUUGAAUGUCAUUAUUCAUUGUUACUUGUUCUUAGUCUCCGGCUCCAUGUGCCAAACUCUUAGUACAACAAGCAAAUGUAGCAGCGCCACUCUGUGCUUUUCACAGUUUAUUCUAGUGACUGGUGUACUUUAAAUGUAACCUUAGUCUUUGCUUUAGCUGAACAGCCCAUCUGAUCAUAUUAUCACAAGGUUAUAUGACUAAAGGAACUGUGAGGGAAAUGUUUCCUUGUUUUAUUGGAUCUUAGGCAUACUGUACGUCUUUGUAAGGUUUUUGUAGAAGUCUGGCUUUAUGGAUAACUCAGGUGGGUUUCUUUCUGGAAGCUGUAUUUUCAUCAAAGAAGAGAAAAGCUGCAGGAGUUGGUUUUGGUGGUAGGCAUGGGUUGGUAUGAAACUCGCAUUAUAACUGAGCAGAAAUACUACAGUUUCAUGGUAUUCACUUGAGAUUUAACACAAUUAUGAUCUUCUUUUUUGUUUCGAAGCAGAAAAGCAACAAAUAUUCUAGUCCUGCUGAAAUGUUGACUGUAAUAUAGAAUUAACACCCUGGAAAAUGAGUAGGGUUUUUCAAGUAUUGUACAUUCUUGCAAAUUAAACAAGUUAAUAUCAGCUUUUAAAUUAAUCAGGUAACCAGUCUGCAAUCUGCUGCACAACAGAGAUGCCAGCUGUAAGGUUUAAGGUUAGGCCAAAUAAAACUGGUACCCUUACAAGAAGAGGUACCCUUUUUGUUUCCACACCUUCGAGGUCAGUUUUUAUUGUAUUUAUUUUUGUUGCAACCAGGAAUAUUUCAAACUGACACUAUCGUCCUUUUUAUUUUUCAAUGAGAGGUGAGUGUAGUAGACUUCCUUCAGCCAGCUGACUGGCAGUGCAAAGCAACUGGUUGAAGAGGAGCUGCACUAAAUUAUUCUAGAUACUCACCAUUAGACAGCACUUUCUCUGGCUUCUCAUUCAAAAGACAUUGAACCUAUUUUUAACCAUUUUUUCUUUUAAAGCCUGUAUAUCUUCAUACCACUAACCGGCCCAUCCCUACUUGGUAGUGAUGGUGGAACCAGAUCUUCCUGAUGGACCCGAUGAGAGUUGAACUAUAACUUCCUUUAUGUGCCGGUGCUAACCUCACAGCUCUCCUGCUGGUCAGGUGCUGUAAAUAGCCAAAAAUAAAAAUGUCCCUACUCAUCCAAUUUCAUAUUAAAAACAAAGGAAUUUGUAAUUGUUUUUGUUUAGUCGUACUGUGACUUUUAUUUUUUCUGUGAUGUUUCUGUGCUGUUGCCUAAUUUUGCUUGAGAUGUUGGCUUUCGUGUUACUUUAGACUCUUUUUGGAUUGGACUUCAGCCAGCCAACGUUUGAAGGUCAGAAUCAAUGCACUCAGAUCAGACUUGUCAGAGGGAAAACAAAAGAUAAUGAGUGCCUUUGUGCCUUUGUUUACCGCUGUACUUUACAGAUCUCUGUAAGUGAAUAAAGUCCAUCACACCAUAAGCUCACCCUGUUAUUUUACCUGUACAGGACUCUGUUUUAAAGGUGCAACUCGGUAUUUCAGUGUGGCAUGCUGCCCUUCCUUACCUCAGACACAAAUGUUCAAAAUGUUAUUUUUAAUGGAGUCAAACGUGAUUGUCUUAAACAUUGUAAACUUAAUGUUCUGAGGGAUACCUGGAGGACAAACCUCACUUUCAGAGACCAGUUAAGAGCAUAUUUACUUUCAUGGCAUGUUUGACUUUACUUGAAUAUUGAUUUUUGUUACAUGUGAUGAUCAUUAAAUUAAGAUUUUUAUUACAGGGUACUUUGCAAUGCCUGUUGAGCACAUGUUAGGCUUGUUCAUUUUUAUAAAUUUGUGCAUGUUUUACAGUUGAACAGCAACUAAUUUAACUGACAGCUGCAGUCCAUUUAGACUUUUUGUUGUUCAUGUAUUCUGUGUCAGGUUAAUGCUAAUGUCGCUGUUCUCAUGUUAAGGGAUUAUUCACUGAACUGCUUCCUAGCUUUAGGAUCACAGACACAUGUAGCUGCUCAUGGUGAGAUGAUGUUUGUUUGUUUUGUUUUUUGUUUUGUUUUUUUUCCAUGUUGUGAAGCUUUCAAUGUACACCUUGUGUUGGGGAAAUUCUCCUGGUGUUUGCAUGUUUUCAUUUUUGUUAAUUAAUUACAAAUUAAAACCAGAAAUCCAUCGAAUGCUAAA